UCCCCCGGCCGCCUGCCGUGGCGCCCCCCUCGGAGCUCCCCGGCCGGCCCUCGGGGGCAGGGCUGCUCCCUCCCGAGUCUCCCCUUGCCAAUCUUGUAGAAGCCUUAGGGAAAAAAAAAAAAGAACCGGGGGGAUCUGACGACUGAUGGUCCGCACAUGUCCGAUGGGAAGUUUUUUUUAGGCAGAAGUUUCGGUCCUUCCCCAGUCUAUAAUGAGGAGCCUCGGGUCUUAAUCUCUCUUCUGCUUUCCUCCUUUAGAAAAUCGUGGGCCAAGACAAUUCCAUUUUCGGCGUCUUGGGUCUCCCCUGCACUUCCUUGUGCACUAGUCCCCCCUUCCCCAACCGCUCUCCCCUCCCCCAAGGAUCAGGUCGAAGCUUCUCUCGCUCGUGUGGAUCGCGCUGGUGUGUCCGGGGAUGGCUUUAAGCUCCCGAGCUCACGCCUUCUCCGUGGAAGCCCUGGUGGGCAGAUCGACCAAAAGGAAACUCCGAGACUUGCGGGAUGAGCAACCCGCUCAGGACCUGCUGGAGAAAGGCGACGAGGAAGAGGAGGAGGAGGAGGAGGAGGAGGAAGAAGACGAAGACAGAGAAGCCGGGCUGGCGAGGAAGGUCGAGGAAUCGGAGAAGAGAGCCAAAGCGGAGGCUUCGAUGGCCGCCUUCUCCGGAGGGCCCGAAGGUGCGGAAGAGAGAGAGAACGUGCAGGCGGAGUUGCAAGGCUCGGAGCUGUGGCAGAGAUUCCACGAGAUCGGGACUGAGAUGAUCAUCACGAAAGCCGGCAGGCGAAUGUUCCCUUCCGUUCGCGUCAAGGUGAAGGGGCUGGACCCCGCCAAACAGUAUUACAUCGCCAUCGACGUGGUGCCGGUGGACUCCAAAAGAUACAGAUACGUGUACCACAGCUCCCAGUGGAUGGUGGCCGGGAACACGGACCACUCUUGCAUCACUCCCAGGCUCUACAUCCACCCAGACUCUCCCUGCUCCGGAGAGACCUGGAUGAGGCAGAUCGUCAGCUUUGAUCGCGUCAAACUCACCAACAAUGAGAUGGACGACAAAGGACAUAUUAUCCUGCAGUCCAUGCACAAGUACAAACCUCGAGUGCACGUCAUCGUGCAAGACAGCCGCUUCGACCUCGCCCAAAUCCAGUCGUUGCCGGCCGAAGGGGUCCAGACGUUCUCCUUCCCAGAAACGGAAUUCACCACGGUGACGGCCUACCAAAACCAGCAGAUCACCAAGUUGAAAAUAGAUCGAAACCCUUUUGCCAAAGGAUUUCGAGAUCCCGGAAGAAACAGGGGUGUCCUGGACGGACUUUUAGAGACCUAUCCGUGGAGGCCGCCUCUCAGCCUGGACUUCAAAACCUUUGGGGCCGAAACACAAAGUGGAAGCAGCAGUGGCUCCUCCCCAGUGACCUCCAACGGUGGGCCUCCCUCUCCUCUGAACUCCUUCCUUUCUCCACCUUGCUCACCACCUGCAUUUCACCUAUCAUCCGGCACUCUUGGAAUGCCCUGUUCAGAAACCUAUUUACACAACUUCAGCUUGCCUCUUUGCUACAAGAUUUGCCCAAGCAAUCUUUUGAGAACACCACCUCUUGUGUUUCCCACUCCUGAAAAGCCUGGAAGCACCAGUCCUCAUUCUCUGCCUCCUUUCAUGAUGGACGUUCCCAUGUUAUCCUCUCUAGGAAUCCCCAACUUGAAAAACGGCAAAGCUGAAGACUUAAGUGGGCAGUGUCUGCAAAUGCCCCAUCCUGCCAAUCCAACACUGUAUGGGUUACAUGUGCCUGCAAACGUGUUCCCGUCGGCUCCUAUUGCCCGAGAAGCCUUUGGUUGUUCUUUACAUCCUUCCUAUGGCUUUUAUGGCUAUAAUUUCCCCGCGCCAUCCAGACUGAUGAACACAGCCAGCCAUUUCCGAGUGAGCCACGGCAUUCCAGCUUCCUAUCGAGAUGGCAGAUGCAACCACUCUCACUGGCAUCCAACAAUUAACCACUGCCUCUAACGUAAUUUUGCGAGUUCAGAGCAGGACACGGCCUUAUUUGGGAGGGCACCGUCAACAAAAGCUGAUGAAAAGGAGCUUGAUACCUCAGUGCUACGUUGUUAGAAGCCAUUGCUCUCUCCUGAAGUUCCUUCCCCCAAAGGGAUCGGAUCAGUAUCGCAUACUUUACAACAGCAUGGGGGACCAUCCCGGCCGGAAGACCUACUUAAUCAUUUCCUAAGACAACCACAGGCCAUGAUGAGCUGAAAGCUGUUCAACAACCUCCCACUGCUUGGGUUCUAUAAAUUGGUCAUUUUGUAUGGCCUAUGAAUAUGUAUAGCAAAAAGAAGAUUCCCCACCCUUGCUUGAAAGUAAACACUCCAGAGAAAGAAAUUUGAAGAAAUAACACAGGAUUUUCAAAGGGGACUUUAGGGGAUGGAAAACUGCUUUCUACUCCAAGAACUGGACUAUGUGUAUUCCAUCGAUCCCCACUUACACUAGAACUGUACCUGCCUUUUGCCCCCCCCCCUUUUUCCUACAGCCAGUUCUGUCUCUUUCCCCAAAUGGAUUUACUUCUCACUGUGUGCAGUAUAGAGCAAAGGCCUUUACCUGCGAUAACCUCUGUGGCCACUCUGGAAGGGGAUUUGAGUGUCCUUGCAAACCGUUCAUUUGCAUUCCACUGUGGACACCCUGCUAACAAGUUCACUGGGAAGGGACAAACAAGGACAGAAAGCUUUAGACUUUUCAUGAAACUCUGUAGCUGCUCCAUUUAAUUACCUUGACAAUAAAAUCUGAACAUUAAUGCUGAAGGAAAGCAAGAUAAAUGAAAAGCAAAACCCUCUGAAAUAGAUCUGAUGUUUGGUUUCCUUUUAUUUGUUUGGGAAUCAUUCCGACAUGAAGCCUGUUUACUUGUGCCCUUAACUCACUUGCUAUCUUAGACAGACUCUUGCCAAAAAGAAAAAAAAAGAAGUGACUGAAGUUCUCCAUGAAGAAGAAUGAGGAAGUCUGACUGAAGGGAGGGAUGAAGACAUUUGAGCCCACAGAUCUGAAAAUGGCAUGAAAUUGGUUGAAAUAGACUAGAUAAAAUAACAUAAAAAGAGUGUAAAUAAUAUGUACUCAUCUUAAGCUUAGGAAUCUUGCAUUUCCCCCCUUGUGUGAUCUUAAAAUGCCUUUCAUAGACAUGUUGAAAGAAAUAUAUGGAUAAUCUAUCAAAGGGACGUAAAGACGAAUCCAAUUCUGCUUUCGCACGGCACUAGGUCUAGUCACUUUAUUAAGGAGAGGCCCUUGAAUGGGCCUGCUAUGACUUUGAACAAGUCCUUCUCUCUCCUCCCAUCCCGAACUUACUUGACCAACUUGAACUAGACAUUUUUGUUGUUGUUCAGUCUUUUCAAUCAUGUCCAAUUAUUCGUGAC
This is a messenger RNA of Sarcophilus harrisii (Tasmanian devil), 3369 nucleotides long. It is a transcript of the gene TBX22, whose product is annotated as T-box transcription factor 22. Gene Ontology annotation, cellular component: nucleus. Gene Ontology annotation, biological process: regulation of transcription by RNA polymerase II; positive regulation of DNA-templated transcription; cell fate specification. The coding region runs from base 413 to 1981 and encodes 522 amino acids. Gene Ontology annotation, molecular function: DNA-binding transcription factor activity, RNA polymerase II-specific; RNA polymerase II cis-regulatory region sequence-specific DNA binding. The record is from RefSeq and is a predicted model, not a curated record. Lineage: Eukaryota; Metazoa; Chordata; Mammalia; Dasyuromorphia; Dasyuridae. The transcript has 8 exons.